AUGUCUAUCCCAACCCAGCAGAAAGCUCUCGUUCUCGAAGCCAAGUUCGGGAACUUCACCGUACAAACGACGGACGUCCCGCGCCCCGGCCCCGAGGACCUACUGGUGAAGAUCGAGGCCGCAGCCCUCAACCCGGCGGACUGGAAGAUACAGACAUACGGCAUACUCGUCAAUGAGUACCCUGUCGUCCUAGGAAGCGACGCGUCUGGCAUCGUGAUCGCGGUCGGCGAGAAGGUCUCCCCGGAGGCAUUCGCAGUCGGGGACCGCGUCAUCUUCCAAGGCGAUAUUGACUUCGAAAAGCAAACUACACGUGGUACCUAUGCUCAGUACCUCACCCUCCCCCACCAGUUCGUUGCAAAGUUUCCGGAGAAUUUGCCCUUUGACGAAGCAGCCACUGUCCUGAGCGGUGUUGCGACGGUCGCCUUGCCGCUGUACAACCAUGUCGAAGGAGCAGACUCGGUCAAGCUCUUCCCUCCUUGGAAGGAGGGCGGAAGGGGGAAAUACGCGGGGAAAUCGUUCCUCGUCGUCGGUGGGGCCACAUCCAUGGGACAGUUCGCUAUUCAGUUUGCUCGCCUGUCCGGCUUCUCCCCCAUCGUGGCGACCGCCUCCGUCCACCAUGCCGCGUUCCUCAAAACCCUGGGCGCGACACACGUCGUGGACCGCAAACUCGCAGCCGGAGAGCUCCAGGCCGAGUUCGCUAAGAUUGCGAGCGGGCAGUUUGACGUUGUCUAUGACGCCGUUUCCGUCGCGGACACCUUCCCUCUCUCCCUGGCUGCUACUGCCCCCGGCGGCCACCUCGUUGUCGUCCUUUCCCCUGCGGAGACGGCUGAAGAGGCUAGAAAGCAAGGGAAGAACGUGCACUUUGCGCAGGGUCUGUUUAUGCAACCAAUCAACCGAGAGGUGUCUGGGCCGCUGCUCUCGAGCCUUCCGAAGUUGCUUGAAACCGGCGACAUCAAGCCCAACAGGGUUGAAGUCCUCUCUGGCGGACUGAACGGGGUCGUUGGUGGUUUGGAGCGGCUGAAGGCUAACCAAGUUAGUGGGGUGAAGCUCAUCGUUCACCCGCAAGAGACGGCCUGA
Dichomitus squalens LYAD-421 SS1 is the source of this 1077-nucleotide messenger RNA. Its product is annotated as GroES-like protein. The coding region runs from base 1 to 1077 and encodes 358 amino acids. Lineage: Eukaryota; Fungi; Basidiomycota; Agaricomycetes; Polyporales; Polyporaceae. Gene Ontology annotation, molecular function: oxidoreductase activity, acting on NAD(P)H. The transcript has 5 exons. The record is from RefSeq and is a predicted model, not a curated record.